AUGGCAUCUACCAGCCCGGAGGCGGAAGCGCCUCAGCGGCACCACGUUGGCGAGCACUGGAGUGGAGCCAAUCCCGUUCCCACAGUCCAGAAAUUCAUCGAGCACCUCGACGCCGAGAAGAAGGAGCGCGAUCGCAGGAUCGACGAGGAGAACCGGGUCAAGAAGGAAAAGACCCGACAACAACAGAAGGAAGAUAAAGGUGGAGAGCAACAUGAAGGCACACACGGGGAAGUGGUCUCGCACCAGGCUCGCGAGGUCUGCCAGGCCAAGAUACGCAAUGUGACCGAUCCAACCACCGGGAAAGAGAUUGGCGUGGAGGAUCAGGAUAAGACCUCCAUGGAAGCCGUCAAAGACCCCAAGUUGACGGUUCCCAAUGCCAAUCUUGGACGACCGACGAGGGAUGUCCAGACUCGCCAUGACCAAGAACUCCCCGAAUAUAAAGAAAAGCAGGAUAUCACGGCACCCCCGGAUCCCAUCGCCGAGGGAACGACCUCAGAUGUCCCCAUUCGCGGAGAGAAGACGAAUGUGCUCUUCCACCCGACACCGACUGUGACUUAUAAACCCAUGUUCGAUCAAUUGGAAGCCCGGGCUAUGAGACUUUGUAUUGCGAUUCCUUUUGCCAUCAUCUUCCUUGGGCGAGUCUUCGGCGGGUCCCUCCUGGGUCUCAUACCCUUGGCUGGGUGCAUUGCCGUGAGCGUAUGGCUCUGGAUGCAAGAGGUUGUUCGCAGUGGCCGAGACAUGGAAUGGAGCAGCGAGCAGCUGCGCGGCCAAACUGCUACGGCAAAUCUGCUCCCAGAAUCCGUUGAAUGGAUGAACUCUUUCCUGGGCGUGGUCUGGGGUCUUGUCAAUCCCGAGAUGCUGACCCCUGUAGGCGACACAAUUGAGGAUAUCAUGCAGGCCUCCGCACCCAAAGUGGUGGAGAAUGUCCGGAUUGCGGAGAUUGACCAAGGAAACAACCCUUUCCGUAUUCUUAGCAUGCGUGCUCUCCCAGACGCGCAUGUACAAUCCAUGAAAGACAACGCUCACGAGGAAAACAAGAAGAACAAGGAUCCGCAGGAGGCUGCGGCGGCCGAAGAGGGCGGCAGCUACUACAACAUGGAAGCGUCUUUUGCCUAUCACGCAAAGCCAAGCACGCAGUCUGCUUCCUCAAAGGCGCGCAACAUGCACAUGCAGCUGAUAUUCUAUCUCGGCAUCCGAGGUCUCUUCGGCGUACCCUUCCCUGUGUUCGUCGAGCUCACCGAGCUAGUCGGGACCGUCCGUCUCCGCUUCCAGAUGAUGCCCGAGCCGCCGUUCAUGAAAGAAGUGACAUUUAGUCUGGUAGGCAUCCCACACGUCCGGGCAGGUUGUAUGCCAAUGCUGCAGCGCGGAGUCAACGUCCUCAAUCUGCCGCUGAUCUCCAAUUUCGUCAACUAUGCCAUCGGCGCGGCCUGCGCGAUGUUUGCCGCGCCCAAGUCCAUGACGAUGGAUCUUGCCAUGAUGCUCAAGGGCGAUGACAUCCACAAGGAUACCCUGGCCUUGGGCGUGAUGUGGAUUCGCAUCCACCGCGCUGUUGGUUUAAGCAAGCAGGACGCGCGCGGGAGUGAGGGCGGCGGCAGCGACCCGUACAUCAAUCUCUCGUUCUCGAAAUACGGCAAGCCCAUGUACUGCACGCGGGUUAUCACCGACGACCUCAACCCGGUUUGGGAGGAAACUGCGGCGCUGCUUGUGACCCCCGAGCUGAUCAAGGCGAACGAGAACCUCAGCGUCGAGCUCUGGGACUCGGAUCGCAAUACGGCCGAUGAUAUCGUCGGCAAGGUCGAGCUGCCGAUUCGUGAGAUGCUCCAGCACCCGGGUCGCAUGUAUCCUCAGGUGUCCAAGCUGCAGGGUCUCGACGAUGGCAGCGAGAUGCCCGGCCAGCUGCACUGGGAGGUUGGGUAUUUCGGAAAGCCCAAGCUCCGGCCUGAGCUGCGCACCGACGGCAAAAAGAAAGACCUGCCUGAAAAUCUCAAGGGAGACCCGACCUUCGAGGAUGAAAAGGGAGCCAUCAACGAUGAGCAAGAGGAUGCUGUCAUGCAUACACCUCCAGACCCUAUCUGGCCCAGCGGUGUUGUGCACAUUGUCGUGCAUCAGAUUGUGAAUCUACAACUGGCCAAUAUCAAGGGCAGCGAUGGUAACCGCAAGGGCAAGGAGUACGAGCCGGCCAAACCGUUUGGCGAGAACACCGAGGAGCAGGGCGGUGACCUCCCCACCAGCUAUUGCAAGAUCCUGCUGAACGACCAACUGAUCUACCGAACACGAGCCAAGGCCGUAAGCUCGAAGCCGAUUUUUAACGCGGGAACUGAGCGGUUCGUCCGUGACUGGCGCUCGGCCAUCGUGACCGUCACAGUGCGAGACCAGCGAUACCGCGAGCACGAUCCGAUCCUCGGCGUCGUCCCAAUCAAGCUGUCUGACAUCUUCCAGACCAGCUCCCAGGUGACCCGGUGGUACCCGCUGGACGGCGGGAUUGGGUUUGGACGCAUCCGCAUGUCGCUGCUGUUCCGGCACGUCGAGACCAAACUGCCGCCCAACAUGCUGGGCUGGGACGUGGGCACCUUCGAAUUCACGGCAGACAAGCUGGUCGCCAAGGACUACGGCCGGCAAGCCAAGCUCAAGCUGCGCACCGGGGGCAGCACGGGCAAGAUCACGCGGCACGUCUGCCACCUGGACGGGCAUGACGCGGUCUACGACAUGGCGGACGAGUCGUUUCGCGACUCACUCCGCAUGCCGGUCAAGUACCGAUACCGGGCGCCGGUGGUGUUUGAGUUCCAUGUGCCGGGAAAGCGCGGGCCGGUAGCGUACGCGGUGCUGUGGCUGCAGCAUCUCGUCGACAACGAGGACACACCAGUGGACAUCCCGAUCUGGACGACCAAGAACGGAGCGCGACUGACGCAGAACUACAUCACGGAAGAGAACUGGCGCGCCAAACGAGUCCCAGGACUAGAAGACCUGACUGAAGUAGGCCGGCUGCAGUUUCGCGGACGGUUCUCAGCGGGGAUCGACGAGUCGCACGAGCGGUUCGUCGUCGACAACGACUCGCGCGAAACCUUCGAGACCUGGGAAGCAUGUCUAGCUCAGGGCGUGCGCUCACGCUCCGUCAUCAGCGAAAUCCCCGCCGAAGUGCAAUCCAAGCACGAGCAGUCCCUCAUCGACGGCCGCGACGUACUGAAACAAACCGCGCCGGCCGAACGCCGCCGCUGGAUCGACCGCGAGGGCCAGGACUGGAGCGGCGCGUUCGGCCAGGACCCGCGCGCGUACACCGACUCCGUUGGGCGCAAGGUUGCCGAGCCUGGCCGUGACCCGCCCCGGCACGAUCCCGUUGCGCCGCCACCGCUGAAGGACCAGCCGUCGCGGCAGCCCAACUCGCAGGACGGGGACCGCGCGCCCGACGAGGAGGAUGAUGAUCGGUUGUCGAGCGAGUCGGAGGAUCAGGAGCGCGAGUCUUUGUCUGCGGGGCCCUCGACUAUCAGUCCCAGUGCGGAUGCGUCGUCGUCGCAAGCGAGUUCGAGUCAGGUGAAUAAGGCUAACCGUCGCAGUGAGCAGCGGCAGCAGCGCGGCUUGAUGCAGUGGCGGCCUGCGCGGAAUGCUGCUUUCGCGAAGGAUGAGGCGAAGUUUGCUAUGCGCAAGGUCAAGAAGAAGUUGGGGGCUGGAGAUCUCACGGGUCGGGAGCCGGAUGUCGAGACGGAGACAUGA
Penicillium alfredii is the source of this 3708-nucleotide messenger RNA. RefSeq names its product C2 domain protein. The coding region runs from base 1 to 3708 and encodes 1235 amino acids. Gene Ontology annotation, molecular function: lipid binding. The transcript has 5 exons. The record is from RefSeq and is a predicted model, not a curated record. Lineage: Eukaryota; Fungi; Ascomycota; Eurotiomycetes; Eurotiales; Aspergillaceae.